Mesitornis unicolor (brown roatelo) is the source of this 1818-nucleotide messenger RNA. RefSeq names its product acyl-CoA synthetase bubblegum family member 1 (gene ACSBG1). The transcript has 11 exons. Gene Ontology annotation, molecular function: long-chain fatty acid-CoA ligase activity. Gene Ontology annotation, cellular component: membrane; endoplasmic reticulum. The coding region runs from base 271 to 1818 and encodes 515 amino acids. The record is from RefSeq and is a predicted model, not a curated record. Lineage: Eukaryota; Metazoa; Chordata; Aves; Mesitornithiformes; Mesitornithidae.
GCAAAGUCAGGCUGCGAAUAGAUAACUCAUGUCCACAGACUCCCAUAACAGUUCAUCAGAUGUUCAAGGAGAGCCUAGAAAAAUAUGGAUCCUUUAAUGCUCUGGCCAGCAAAAAGAACGGAAAGUGGGAGAAGAUAACUUUUUCGGAAUAUUAUUGCCUUUCCAGGAAGGCAGCCAAGAGCUUCUUGAAGUGGAAUUGUCACAGGAAUAUAUACAACGAAUUCUCCAGAGGCCUGCCACUACAUUGCUUAUGACAGCAAAACCAAUAUAAUGGUUGUGGAAAAUCGGAAGCAAUUGGACAAGAUAAUGCAGAUCUGGAAUCGCUUGCCACACUUGAAAGCUGUUGUGCUGUAUAAGGACUCCAUUCCAGAGAGACAUCCAAAUCUGUAUACGAUGGAAGAGUUUCUGGAGUUGGGAGAUGACAUAUCUGAUACUACUUUGGAUGACAUUAUUAACUCCCAAAAGCCAAAUCAAUGCUGUGUACUAAUAUACACAUCUGGAACAACUGGGAAGCCAAAAGGAGCCAUGCUGAGUCAUGAUAAUGUAACUUGGACGUCAGCACAUUGCAGCAGAGCAGCAGAUAUGCAACCAGCAGAGGUCCAACAGGAGUCUAUAGUCAGUUAUCUCCCACUCAGCCACAUAGCUGCACAGAUAUAUGACCUGUGGACUGGAAUCAAAUGGGGAGAGCAAGUUUACUUUGCUGAGCCAGACGCUCUGAAGGGCAGCUUGAUCAACACUCUAAAAGAAGUGCAGCCAACAUCUCACAUGGGAGUUCCCAGAGUAUGGGAGAAAAUAAUGGAGAAAUUAAAGGAUGCUUCUGCUCAGUCAGGAUUUAUGAAGAAGAAAAUCCUGUCAUGGGCUAUGUCACUUAGCUUAGAGAGAAACCUAAACUGCUCAGGCAGCAGUGAUUUAAAGCAGUUCUGGACAAGGUUGGCAGACUACUUAGUGCUUGCAAAAAUACGUAAUGCACUGGGUUUUUCUUGCUGCCAGAAGCACUUUUGUGGUGCUGCUCCUCUCAAUACAGAAACUCUGUAUUUUUUCUUGGGUCUGAACAUCACCCUGUAUGAGGCCUAUGGGAUGAGUGAGACCACAGGCCCACAUUGCCUGUCUGGGCCUUCUAUUUACAGGCAGCACAGCUGUGGUAAACCAGCACCUGGCUGCAGAGUGAAACUGGUGGGUAAAGAUACAGAGGGCAAUGGAGAAAUCUGUUUCUGGGGAAGGACUGUUUUCAUGGGUUAUUUAAAUAUGGAGGACAAAACGAAAGAAGCCUUUGAUGAGGAUGGGUGGCUGCAUUCUGGAGAUUUAGGAAAACUAGACAAGGAUGGCUUUCUGUACGUCACUGGAAGAAUUAAAGAUUUGAUCAUUACAGCUGGGGGUGAAAAUGUGCCUCCAAUUCCAAUUGAAGACGCUGUUAAAAAAGAACUUCCAAUUGUUAGUAAUGCUAUGGUGAUUGGAGAUAAAAAGAAGUUUUUGUCAAUGUUGCUGACCCUAAAGAGUGUGGUGGACCCAGAUACAUCUGAUCCCACUGACAUUCUCACUGAGCAAGCUAGAGACUUCUGCCAGAAGACUGGUAGUAAAGCCACUAAAGUAUCAGAGAUUGUAGCUACAAGAGACCAGGCGAUCUACCAGGCCAUUCAGGAGGGAAUCAACAAAGUCAACAUGAAUGCUACUAAUAGGGUUCAUUGCAUUCAAAAAUGGAUAGUCCUGCCAAAAGAUUUUUCCAUUUCUGGGGGAGAACUAGGUCCGACAAUGAAGGUAAAACGGCUUGCCGUGCUUGAGAAAUACAGAAAUGAAGUGGACUCCUUCUAUGAAGAAUAA